AGUAGAUGCAUGGCGCAUCAUAAAUAAGUUCAUUGAAUUGAGAAUGAAUUAUUGUAAAUUUAUACGACGUAUCAAAAUUAUAUUAUUCCUCUAGUUCCUCAGAUUUCAGAUCACUCUGUGAAUCUACUUUUGCUUGAGUUUGCUCCUUCAACAAAAAAUACGUUGAUGCAAACAAAAUGCACUUCAUCUUGCUAGAUCGGUGAGGAUUGAGAUUCAUGAAUGCUCUUCAAUUCUAUCAAAGAUUGUAUCACAAGUGGCUUAGAGAAAUCAGAGAUGUCAAUUGCCUCACUUAUAUUAUUAUUAGCAGCGCUAUCAAUUAUGAGUGGUGAGUAACUGGUUGGUUGAUUAUCAUAUAACUGUGAUAUUCAUCUAAGCUCCAUUCAUCUAACCCUCAUGAAAAAAAAUAUUACCUUAAAAUGUUUAAGCUUUAAUAGUAAUCAUUGUUUAUUGUUUGUACACCUAAACGUGAAAAAACAAAACAAAAAAUAACGUUGAGUACAUUGUUCAUGCUCAUGUUACAUAAAAUAUAAAUAACCUGGUUAAGUGUUUAUGUUCCAUGAUUGUUACUUUCACUAAUGAUGGUUUAUUUGCAGGUGGGCUUUAUCAUGUCUUUGUAACUGAAUGUCAGUGCAUGUUAUAAGUUUACCUUAUUACUUAUUUUUGAAUUAUUGGUUAGCAUGUUGAGGAUGGGUCAAUAUAUGGGACUACUAAGAUUUUCUAUAGUUAUAUUCUGCAAUAAAUAGAUAUUUCAACUUAGUUGUCAGAGUGCAAUAACCCCUUACCUGAAAACAAACAAUGUCAAGAAUUAUUAUUAUACGGCUAUAUAUUGUACACUCUUUUCUUUAUGUCUUUGUAUAGUAUGACAUAGUUCAUAAUCAAGAUUUGCAUUAAAUACUAGGGUAUUUAUAUAUUUUAGCUUGAUUACCUUAAAUAAAAUCUUGUUUGCAGUAUUUGGAGUGAAGAAGGCAUCCUAGAUAUGAUUCUACUCGUUUUGAUGAGAUAUUCAAUAGUUAAAUUAUGAAUCUAUCAGAAUAUAAUUAAUCAAACAAUAAGAAGAUAAGUGAGAGUUAGGGUUAAAUAUAAUAUCAUGAUUCUAUCUAAUAAAAAGGUAGGGUGUUUCCUGGCCCUUACCCCAAAGAAUUUUUGGAUUCUUUGGACGAAAACCGGGUUUUAAAAAAUUAUAUGAUGAUUAUGGUUCAAGCUUUCUUGUUCGAUAGAAUUUGCAGAGUCAUUUGAAAAUAACAAGAGUUUGUGAAGAUGAAAUAGUCAUCAUCAUUAUCUAAAUGUCGCAAAGGCUCUCAUACCUUCGGUGGGAUAAGAGUGGUUUGAUGUACACAGUCUUACUCAUGUACUAAAGUAUAGAAAGAUUGUUUCAAGAUGAUCCAUAGUGAAAAUUGCGUCAAAAGUGCAUGGAUUGGCGGUUGCUUCAUAACAAAGACGUACAAACAAUUUAGUAAGUCAUUUUGCUUUAUUCCAUAAUAUUCCCAAGUCAAUAAAAUAAUUACUCUUUGUGAAGAAACUUUUUUCUUGUGCGUGAAGACGUCUCUGUGUGUAAUCAAAAGACGGUUGCAGUGAUUUAUGGAGUUUUUGUCUUCUAUAUAUCCGACUCACCAUAUGUUUUUAAUAAUUGUAUCAAUUUUUAAUUUACGUGGCGCCACAUCAUAUUUCGUUGCGAGCAAAUUAUCGAUGUUAACGUUUCAAGUUAUGAAUCGAUAGAUUAUGAACUUUCAAGUCCCUUAUUGAUUUCAAUUAUCAUUUCGGGUCCAAAAUCGAUAACAACAUCAACUUUAGGGUCUUGGAGUGAUAAUAUUCCUUGAAGAAACUAAUUAAAGAACGAAUUUGGUCACAUAUCAUUCAUAUUUCACAGGCAAAUUAGAGCAACAGAAGGAACUAAUUAAGGGCAAAGUAGCAGAUUUACACCGUUGCUUUGGAAUCUAGCUAGCAACCUAGUACUACAAUACUACGUUGGAAAGAAGAAACCUAAUUAUAACCGCCGCAGCAAGAACUGGAGACAGAGCUGGAGCGGUAGAGAGACGAAGAAGAAUUCAAGAACUCAAUGCAGUCCUCAAUGGCUUCUGCUCUCUGGGAAUCCAUUGAUCUCUCUGCAUACGAUCUCGACCUUCCGAGCUGGCUGCUGCUUGCCGAGGAGACCUUCCGAGAGCACCGUCUCUUUCGUUCCGAACUCGAAACGAGACGUACCAUAUUCGCUCCGAUAUGCUUCAGAAAUCUCACGGCCGAAAACUCCGACGACCAGGAUGGAGACUGUCCUUCUUCCAUAAUAGUACUCUUUUUGUUCUUGUUCUUGUAGAGUUUGUUCUGUAUUGGUUUUUCAUGGUAGCCUUCUGGACUGAAGCUCACUCUCUUGCUAAUUUUUCUUGACAUAUUUUUGGUGGAAAGAUGGAGACUCAGCUAGUACAGAGAAUGUUUUUCUCUGGGUAGGAUAUGAGGAGGGAGAGAUGGUGUUAGAGAUGAUAGAUGGUGGAGAGGUGGUAUUUAUGGGUAAUUGAUGAAAAAGAUGAGAGAUAUCAGAAGGGGUUUCAAUUUUGUUUUUAACCAAAAAGCCAAGUCCACGAAGAGAAGGAAGUGAGAGGUUAUCAUCAAGUGAUAUUUGUCCAGUUUGAUUAGCAUAAAAUUUAUAAAUAAAAGUUGUGCAACGAGAUUUAUAAAAAAAAAAGUGAAAUAGCAUUGUGAAUUUGAUAGUAGUUCACUAGUUCCAAAACGAAAGUUAUGAUUUUGAGGUUUGACCCGUUUUAAAACAAACUUCUCCGUUGUAACUUUUUAAUGAAUUAGAAAUUUGAAUUUACAUAUUCAUAACCACUUAAAAAGCUCUAUAAAAUCUUCAAAUUGAAAUUCAAAUAUAAUAGAAUUUUGUUACGUAGAAUUAAGGAUUAGAAGCGAAUUGUGUUGAUUAGUGCACAGUAAAGUGUUAACUAUAUAUUACUACCUAUCUACCUCGGUCCCAAUUUGAUGUUCCAAGUUCAUAUUCAUUUGAUUAACACAAAUCACUCUUAAUCUUUUCAUUACAACAAUUCAACUCCUAAUGUAUCACAUAAAAGUGUUACAAUAUCACCGAAAAGUGUUACAUUAGAGAAAAUGUAUGUAAUAUGUUUUUACCAUUACAUUUGUCCAUGUUGCAUUUGACCUAUAGUAACACUUUAUAGUCACAUUAGAGAAAUAUGUAACACUUUUAUAAAUAUGUUACAUCUUUAAUGUCACAUUAGGCCUAAAAUUGUAGUAGUGUUUACUUUAUAUAUCAAAUUUUUAUCAAAUUUGAUUCUGAUUUUUGCGAUUUUGUAAAGUUUUUAAUGUAAUUUUUGAAUAUGUAACAUUUUGUCUAAAAAUAGUUUGAGUGCGGAUAUGAAUCCGUUAGCUUUAUCGUCCGUCUAUCAUCAUAAACCGCAGCGAGAACAUCAAAUUGGGGUGGAGUGCGUAUUUUGGAAGGGAGGUACGGAGUAAUAUUCUUUUUUGAAAAGGAAUUGCCAAACUAUAUAAUUAAUUUGAUCAAUGGUUUACAAUUAUAAUUAAUCAACCAAUAACUGAAAAUUCGUCAACUAUCAUAUUAUAAGACUUGAAUUGCCCCACGAGUAUUUUUUAGAAAAGGAAUAAAAUGACUUCGGGGUAAACGGGAAGAAAUAGACGGAGCAAAUAAUUUAGAAAAAGAGAGUAUUAGUUGUCCUACAUAUGACUUAAUUUUAUAUUAUCAUCUAUUUAAAGACUAAUAGAAUAUUAUUAGGAGAUUUGUUUCCUAUUAUGUAUUAAACUUAUUUAAUAUAAAUAGACAUGUCAGGGCUCCCAUUGGGUAACCCUUUCCCAAAUAUUCACAUGGUAUCAAGAGCUUAGGUUUUUUUUUAUGUUAAGAAUGCAUUUUUGCAUGGUCAUCUUACAGAGGAGGUAUACAUGCGUCAGCCGCGGGGUUUUAUUCAUCCUUUGUUUCCUACUCAUUUGUGUCGUUUGCGAAAAGCCAUUUAUGGUCUUAAGCAAGCCCCGCGAGCUUGGUUUCACAGAUUUAGUAGUUUUCUUCUAUCUCAUCAUUUCACAUGCAGCAAGUCUGAUAAUUCAUUAUUCAUUUUUCGCCAGAAUAAUAAUGUCAUUUAUUUAUUACUAUAUGUUGAUGACAUCAUUAUUACUGGCAAUUCUUCCGCUGCUAUCACCUCUUUUAUUCAGCUUGUUGCUCAGCAUUUUGCAAUGAAAGAUCUGGGUGAUUUUCAUUAUUUUCUAGGAGUCCAGGCUGUCCACUCUGCUAAAGGUUUGUUUCUCUCUCAGCAUAAAUAUGUGUCUGACCUUCUCUUCCGCUUUCAUCUCCAUACUCUUAAGUCGGUUCGUACUCCGCUUACUACUCGCACUUCUUUAUCUCUCACUGAUGGGGAACUUCUUGCUGAUGUCACUGAGUAUCGUAGUAUGGUUGGUGCAUUACAAUAUUUAACUUUGACAAGACCGGAUAUUACUUAUGUUGUGCAUUUAGUGUCUCAGUUUAUGCAUGCUCCCUGUACUACUCACCUUUUUGCAGUCAAGAGAAUUUUCAGGUACUUGCAGGGGACUCUUGAUCAUGGUUUGUGGCUUCAGCCUACAUCUCGGGCAACCUGUGUUAUUGCUUAUUCAGACGCUGAUUGGGCAGGUUGUCCCGAUACGUCUCGAUCCACGACUGACUUUCCUUUGUUCUUGGGCUCGAAUCUUGUCUCUUGGAAGUCCAAGAAGCAGCCUACAGUCUCCAAGUCCUCUACAGAAGCCGAGUAUAGAGCUAUUGCUUACACUGUUAAGGAUACUUUACAUGUUCGUUCUGUAUUGUUUGAACUCGGCUAUCCCGUUACUGCACCGGUUCAAUUAUUUUGUGAUAAUAUCUAUGCUUAUUAUUUGACUGCUAAUCCAGUACAACAUGCCCGUAGCAAGCAUAUUCAGAUAGACUAUCAUUUUGUUUGAGAGCGUGUGGCUCAUGGAGAUUUAGUUGUGAAAUACAUUCCCA
Molecule: messenger RNA, 4960 nt
Organism: Cuscuta epithymum
Lineage: Eukaryota; Viridiplantae; Streptophyta; Magnoliopsida; Solanales; Convolvulaceae
Source: the annotation of a GenBank genome assembly